This is a messenger RNA of Electrophorus electricus (electric eel), 1023 nucleotides long. RefSeq names its product LAT2 domain-containing protein. The record is from RefSeq and is a predicted model, not a curated record. Gene Ontology annotation, biological process: immune response-regulating signaling pathway; B cell activation. NCBI's taxonomy places the organism in Eukaryota, Metazoa, Chordata, Actinopteri, Gymnotiformes, Gymnotidae.
GAAACAGCAGCACUUACCCUGUACUUUCACCAACCUCCUAGUGGCUUGAAGCUAGUAUAUGAGAAUGGCUACACCCUAAAACAUUAUUUAAGAUAUGAUUGCAAUCACAAGUCAGCAAGGAUCUGUCCUGACACUCCUGUGUCUAGCCAUCCUAGGGUUCGUUUCUGCUUUCUGCCUAUGGUGUGGAAAGAGAUCUAAGAUAGUUCAAGAGGAUAACCAGAUUUACAACCAGGAAAUACUUCAACGGGAUGGGAGCAAAUUUGCUGUGACACGAACAAAAACAGUGACAAGACCCAACCAGAAGAGCCCUGAGCAGCCUCUGUGUAACAAGACAGGGCAAUUUGCACAUGCAUCUAAAGUCCACUUAGAUGCUGUUGAAGACACUCAAGGCAGUUACCAGAAUGUUCCCAGUCCAAAAAAUUGCAAUACAGAACAAAUAUAUGUAGAUCCAAUUCCAACCCCACCAUUCAGAACUCCACCUGAUGAGCUCAUGGAUAAUGAUACAGAUACCUACAUCAAUAUUUUACCAACACAAGAUAUUGACCAUGACUCUGACAGCAAUGACUAUGAAAAUGCACAAUUUCUGCAUAACGCUGAUGAAGAUGAACCAGAUUAUGUGAACGCUAAAGAGGAUUAACAACUUUAUCAGCAUAAAAAAAAGACAAGAAUAAAAUGUGUUUAAGGUACUUGGAAUGAGUAAGAAAACAGAAGUUUUUUGCAGUGUCAUUAGUUACUUGAGAAUUGUGUGAAACUAUAACAAUGCACCAACCCCCGUUUUUACAAUAAGAUUAAGCAAUUUAUCUUUAUUAGUAAUCUAUUGUAUUGCAAUGUCACUACACUAAAAUGAUCCUGAGCUUUUAGUAGUAAUAACAGCUUCUUAGACCAAAGCAAAGUGUAAUGCCUGCUGACAUACAGCAUGAUGUAUAGUAUAUAUGCUUUUCCCCCCUCAUAACAUAGUAGUCAAACUACUGGCUAUUUUUGGGAAAUGGUCAAUUUUUGUAAUAAAUCUGAAACUGGCUAAAA